Molecule: messenger RNA, 1074 nt
Organism: Solanum verrucosum
Lineage: Eukaryota; Viridiplantae; Streptophyta; Magnoliopsida; Solanales; Solanaceae
Product: receptor kinase-like protein Xa21
Exons: 3
Coding region: 1-1074 (357 amino acids)
Biological process (GO): protein phosphorylation
Molecular function (GO): ATP binding; protein binding; protein kinase activity
Source: RefSeq, a predicted model, not a curated record
AUGAGUGGUCUUCUCUAUCUAAGUGUGUCACAAAAUUCUAUAGAGGGAAAAAUUCCAUCAGAUAUUGGAGAACUGAAAGCCAUUGUAGAAAUACAUCUUUCUGGUAACCACUUUUCAGGCAUGAUACCAAGCAGAUUCGGGGAACUCCAAAACCUGCAGUCUCUUGACCUAUCAAACAAUUCAUUAUUUGGCCAAAUUCCAUUAUCCCUUGCCAACUUGAUAAGCUUGGAAUUCUUGAAUUUGUCUUUAAAUGCAUUGUCAGGUAGUAUUCCUAUGUCUUUGGAAAAACUCUCAUACCUUAAAAGCAUUAAUGUUUCAUUUAAUGAUUUAGAAGGUGUAAUACCAAGUGGUGGUGUGUUUGGACAUUCCACUGUGCAAUCAUUUCUUGGGAACAAAGGUCUUUGUGGAAUGCACAUAUUGGAGAUUCCUGCUUGUGCUAUCACUAAUCCUGGAAAACAAUCAAAGCUUAAAGAGGUUCUACUAAAAAUUGUUACUCCAGUGGUUAUUUCAUCCUUGCUGAUAUUCUUGUUGGUUUCAAUUUGGUUAAUGAAACGACAGAAGAAAGAAAAGUCCAAAGAUGUUGAAAAGGUACCAGAGAUCAGGACUCAUCAAUUAGUUUCUUAUCACGACAUUCAACAAGCAACCAAUAAUUUUGAUGAAUUAAAUUUAAUUGGUGUGGGAAGUUCUGGCUCUGUGUACAAAGGCACAUUAUCUAGUGGAACUGCAGUGGCCAUUAAGGUUCUGGAUUUGGAAAAUGAGCAAGUAUGCAAGAGGUUUGAUACCGAAUGUGAAGUGAUGAGAAAUGUUAGACACAGAAAUCUUGUUCCAGUGAUUACUACAUGUUCUAGUGACUAUAUAAGAGCCUUUGUUCUGCAAUUUAUGCCCAAUGGGAGUCUUGAGAAUUGGCUGUACAAAGAAGAUCGCCACUUGAACCUUCAUCAAAGAGUCACUGUAAUGCUUGAUGCAGCUAUGGCAGUUGAAUAUCUACAUCAUGGUCAUGCCACUCCAAUAGUUCAUUGUGACCUAAAGCCAGCCAAUAUUCUUUUGGAUGAAGAUAUGGUGGCUCAUCAAUAA